AUGGCUUCUUUGUUUACUGUCCCGAUCAGCUCCACUGGCGGCUCAAUCGUCUGCACAAACCCCAGCGCAGACAAGGAGCAUGCAAACAUCUACGUUCUUACGUUUACCUCGCCCAAGGACAACCGCUUGACACCUGUUUUCAUCGAUGCUUUGCUUCUCGCUCUUGAUAUUAUUGAGCAUCGCUAUCCUAAGGGCGUUGUGGUCACCACUAGCGGGAUUGCCAAGUUCUACAGUAACGGACUUGAUCUCGAUAUUGUCGGUAAAACCGAAGGGUUCCUGGAGAACUGGUUGUGGCGACUGUUCCGACGAUUUCUGACAUACCCCAUGCCAACCGUAUGUCUCUUGAACGGCCACGCUUUCGCUGGAGGCUUCAUGCUGGCUAUGUACCACGACUACAGGGUCAUGAACCCGGACCGUGGAUUCCUAUGUGUCAACGAAUUGGAAUUCGGUGUCCCGCUUCAGACACCCAUGAUGGCUAUCUUCCGUGAGAAGCUGACCCCAGUCACAUUCCGGAAUGUGGUUCUGGAGGCCCGCCGCUGGGGUGGGCGCGAUGCACUCCAGGUCGGAAUUGUCGAUGCAGUCGGUGGUGCUCCAGAAGCUCUCGCUUUAAUUCAGGAUCGCAAGCUGCAAACGAAGGCUGCCACAGGUAUCUAUGGUACCAUGAAAGAGGAGAUGUAUGCUCGGACCCUCACUGGUUUGGAUGAUCAUACUGGUAACUUGCAGUGGAGGGAUAAUGUGGAGGGCAAGAAUCAUGCUGUCCAGAAGAGAGGGCUAGAGGCUGUAGAAACAUUUGAGAAAACUGGAAAGGCGAAGCUUUAA
This is a messenger RNA of Penicillium arizonense, 819 nucleotides long. Its product is annotated as enoyl-CoA hydratase/isomerase family protein. NCBI's taxonomy places the organism in Eukaryota, Fungi, Ascomycota, Eurotiomycetes, Eurotiales, Aspergillaceae. Gene Ontology annotation, molecular function: enoyl-CoA hydratase activity; delta(3)-delta(2)-enoyl-CoA isomerase activity. The transcript has 2 exons. Gene Ontology annotation, cellular component: peroxisome. Gene Ontology annotation, biological process: fatty acid beta-oxidation. Bases 1 to 819 code for a protein of 272 amino acids. The record is from RefSeq and is a predicted model, not a curated record.